UUCACACCUGUUUUCGAUCUCUGCUAAUUUCUACCCUCUCUAUUUAAACUCUCGUCCCCAUCUGUCCUGUGUCAGUCCGUUUUGAUCUCUUGCCAAGUCUCGUCUUGUCCUGUUAAUUCUCUACUAUUCAUCUCCGUUUCUUUUGCUUUUAUUAUUUUUGCUCUUUGCCCAUUGAACCCGCUGGCGUUCCCUUUUGCCUGCUUGAUGGUUUUGCAGCUCUGCAUUCGGUGUCGUUUCAUCCUCAGUGUGCUUCCUCGUGCCGGGUCGAGAUCGCUCCCUGAGAAUUCUCUGUUUUUUUCAGCUGUGAUUGUUCAAUGCCGGGUCGAGUUUCGCUCCCCGUGUAUCUUCAUCCUCUGCGUGUUUCCUCGUGCCGGGUCGAGAUCGCUCCCCGAAGAUUAUCUGUUUUUCUUGCUGUGACUGCUCGCUCCCCGUGCUCCUUCAUCCGCUGUGAGUUUUGCUGGACGGGUUGAGUUUCUCUCCCCGUGUUUUUUGGUUUAGCCUUUGUUUCUCUUUCUGCUUUCCCCAGUUUGUCUCCAGGGAGGAGCGCUGGGUGGACUUUUUUCUUGUACAUUGUGUUUUAUUCCUUUUCCUCAAUAAACUUAUUUUUUCCCUGCAUUUGAGUCUCCCGUGUCAGUCAUGACAGAUAAGACUGGGAUCGUUUAAAGCCACAUUUAAACUGCCUUUUGGAAGUUCAAAAUCGGGGCACCAUAUCAGUCCCCUAUAUGGAGAAAAAUCUUGAAAUGUUUUCCUCAAAAAAUAUAAUUUCUUUACGACUGAAGAAAGAAAGACAUGAACAUCUUGGAUUACAAGGGGGCGGAUCAUGAGAAACUCCUGGAGCGCAGGAUGAGACUGAGAGAGACUCACCAGAAACUGAUCGAGAAUGAACUGAUGAAGAUGGAGAGAGAAUUACAGGAGGAGCAGAUAGGUGGCGUGGAGGGCGAGAUGUCGUACCUGCGCAGAGAAAGACGCAUUUUGGUUCUUCAGAUCGAGGCGCUGCGCAGAGAAAACCAGCAGGCGUAUGCAGACCUGGAGAACCAGAGCCGACAACACCAACAGGAGAUCAACAACAUCAGAGAAGAGAGUCUGCAGGUGUUCAGGGCAUUUCGUGAGGUUCUGGAGGAACAGAGGCAGAUGUCUGAGAGAAGGUACAGGAAUCUGCUGUUAGACGCCGUUCAGGACGCUGUUCAUCUGUCCUCACAAAACCUGCAGCUCCGGGAGGAAAUCCAGCAGCUCCGGAAAAGUCUCAAUCCCACUCCAUGAUGCAUCUGAUCCAACACGGGUAAAACAAGAUCAAAUUGAGAUAUUUUUCACUUAAUGUCCGUGGAGGGCAUCAGUGACAGGCUUUUGAUUAGUAUGAUGAGUGUGUAAAAACAAACAGGAAUGUAUUGCCGUUGCCUUGCAUUUGUCAAGCAGUUUGUCUGUCCACACUGACAGUGAAAAAGUGAAACUAGGCAGGAAAAUCUUCCAGUGUAAGGGAAAAUAAAAAGUUCCAUUAAAAGGUGCUCAAAAAGGUCUUAAAUCAAACCGGAGUGUCUUAUAUUCAUAAAGUCCUGGCAUUAAAUGUUGCACGCAUUGAAAAAUAAAUAUCUUCCACAGUAUGUUUGUUUUGUUUCUCAAAACAAAUAUCUAAACGUCUUUAAUCACAAUACAUUUACAAACUGAACAUAUGAUGUCUUGUUUUCUUAGAAACUGAAUGAAAUAACGUGAGUUUAUGCUUAAAAGAAAAGCAAACAUGUCAAUUCGUAACAAAAACUCUUUCCUGUUGAAACUGGUUGACUUUUCUGAUCUUUCUAAAGACAAGUUUGCAGGUAUGAUUAACCACAAUAGUCACAAAACACAUCAGUGUAAUCAGAGACACAUCAGAGACAGUGUAAGUAUUGUUAACCAAUACUUACACUAUUAAAAUUUAUCAAUUGUUAAAUAAAAUAAACCAGAAAUAUAGUAUAAAAAUUAGAUGAAAAAACACAUAAAAUACUUUGAAUUAGGCUCAUUUUUCUGAACCCACUGGCCGUUUUAAUGUUUUAAUCAUAAACUCAACUUUUAAUCAAUUUCUCAUAAAGUCUCACAAGACAAAAAUACUGAGGAACAUUCAGAAGGUACAGUAAAAUAUUUCCAUAUUUUGGUAUUCUAGAUUCAAAAAACGUAAAAUCAAUUAAGAUGUAAUGGAGAUCAUUUGAACGUUGUAUUUUCAAAUGUGUAAGUGUUGCUAAUACAAGAUAUUUACAUUUCAAGACACUGUUUUCCAUUCAAUUUAUUCCUUACAUUUUCACUUGGUCUUAAAAAGACUUAAGUUUACCUUCAUUAAAUAUGCAGCCUGUAAUUAGAUAUACAUAUAAUAUGGUAGUAAAGUGUUUGGUGCAGAAAUGUGUGUUUUGCAAAAUGUUUGCAGCUAUUUUUAUGAUAUGUUAGUAGCACCACAAUUACUAAAUAGUUCCAUCUGUUACAUAGAAACUACAGAACAGACAUUUGAAGAUUUCUAUUUCAAAAUGCAAAGUACUAAACAUUAAAAUCUGUAAAUAAAGCUCUGUAAAAAACUGAAAGUACAUUUUACUGGUAAAACCAUUACAGAUGUAAAUAACUCACCAAGUUCAUGCAAAGCUGAAUCCAGUGUUGUAACUUUUGCUUGUUAUCUGUGUGGGAACAGCAGGAAAACAUGGAAUGCAACUCUCAGUGUAUUUACUGUACACAUACAUUUGUUGUUGUGAAAAACUGAGGGAUUCUGGGGUGUUGUGUUGCUGGAUGUAAUAAUGAACAUAGUGGUCGUCAUUUACUCCUGGAAUCUGAGCUGCUGAAGAGGCAGUGGAUUACGUUUGUUUUGUGAAGGGAAUGCGCCUCCCGAUCUACAUAUAUCCGUCUGUGUUUGUACGAAUCAUUCGUGAUCCACCUUCACUUACAGCAGAAGUGAGUAUAAGUUUUUUUUUAUGAAUCUUUGUGAUCGUCUUUCCUAAUAAUGUGCUAGUUAGCAAGUUUAGCGGCUAAAUGCGGCUAAAGUAAACAGGCUCGUCUCUCCACAGAGAGAAGAGAGGGGCGGGGCGAACAGAGCUCAUUUGCAUUUAAAGCAGCCUCGACCAGAAUGAGAUGAUUUUUGCAGCUGAUUUUGCCAAGGUAAAAAGGGUGUUGUUUUACACAACCAUUGAGAAUUUUUAACCAAAGUAUAUUAGAGACUUUUCAUUAAGACCCUAAAGAAUCAUAUCAACUUGUGGAAAAUGGGCAUAAUUUGUAUGGGCAUUAUUUGUAAAAUUCUGACUUUAUUUUCGCAACUCUGAGAUUAUAUCUCACAACUCUAGAGGGAAAACAACUCGUCAUUCUCUCCUUUCCCCUCGGCUCAGAGUUUAUAUCCCACACUUCUGUUUAUUUUUCCCCUCAGAAUGAACUUACUAGUUUUGUUAAAUCGAGUUAUAAAGUCCGAAUUAGGAGACAUGAACUUGCAUUUGUGAGGAAAAGAAGUCAGAAAUGUGAGAUAAAAUA
Messenger RNA from Labeo rohita (rohu), 3468 nucleotides. Its product is annotated as golgin subfamily A member 6-like protein 7. The record is from RefSeq and is a predicted model, not a curated record. The coding region runs from base 790 to 1260 and encodes 156 amino acids. Lineage: Eukaryota; Metazoa; Chordata; Actinopteri; Cypriniformes; Cyprinidae. The transcript is spliced from 4 exons.